GCAGCCUGGCAGGGUAUGGCCCUGGGGCUGACACGCCCCCGCAGCCCCCCCCCACCCGUGCCAAGCUCUGCCUCCUGCGGGCACCAGGAUCCCCGUCCUUCCGGACUCCUGCCCAGCCACGUGCGUGAGUGCCUCAUUGGGCACCAGCGAGACCCAGGAAGGGACCGGCAGCCAGGCCGGGCACCCUACCACCACCCGCUGCAGCCCCAAGAUAGCCAAUGGUGGCGGGUGCUCGGAACCGGAGCCAGGGGAAUCGCCCGUGUUUGGGGUCAGGAGCUGCCCGGAGUGGGGCAGCACAGGUGGUCGUGUGCCAGGCCAGCAGAUCUGCCCCUGUGUCCGGCCCCUGGCAGCCCCUGGCAGCUCAGAUUCACGGCACAAUGGGGUGCAGAGGACACGCAGGAGGCCGCUGGGGAGCAGCAGGAGCAGCAGGCCGAGGAUGGACAUGGGGACAGCCCUGCCUGUGAGCUGCUGGAGCAGGAAACGCUCCCGAAGCCCUCCCAGGCCCCUGAAACGGACGAAGAUGAGGGCUUUGGUGACUGGUCCCAGAAGCCAGAGCCGCGGCGGCAGUGCGGGGACACCCAGGAGACCCCAGAGGAUGGCCGGGAUCCCGCCUUGGGCAAGAGUCUGCACAGGGAGCAGCAGCAGGCGCAGUCCAGGUCUCCCAGCCCACCCAUGCAGCAUGCCUGUGAGGACCAGGUGGAGGACCGGGCUGACCAGAACCACGCCCAGGGCCACCUGCAGGGCCUGUGUCUGAGCCAGCCGGGGCCGAGCCUGGAGCACACUCAGGCACAGGAGCGUGAGAAUUGGCAGCCACCCAGGACGCCCAGUCCCCUGCUCGUGCAGACGACAGAAGGGCGGAACUCACCUCCCCAGAGUCCCACCACCAAGCUCAGAGACGGGACCGAGUCCCUGAGCCUCUUGGUGCCGGCCAGCAGCAGCGAGAGCAAGGCCCAGCCCACCUUGCCGGUUGCCAGGAUUGACGAGAGGCUGGAACAGUACACCCAGGCCGUCGAGACCGCAGGCCGGGCGCCCAAGCUGGCCCGGCAGCCCUCCAUUGAGCUGCCGAGCAUGGCUGUGGCCAGCACCAAGAAUCUCUGGGAGACGGGGCAGGUUCAGGCUCAGUCUGAAACCAAGACCACCUCCAACAAGGACAUUGUGGCCGGAGACCUGAGCAAGAGAAGCUUCUGGGAGCAGAGAGGAGGACCCAAGACCUCCUCGACAGUUAAGAGCACCCCGUCAGGGAAGAGGUACAAGUUUGUGGCCACGGGACACGGGAAGUACGAGAAGGUGCUGGUGGACGAGGCCUCGGCCCCAUAGGCGUCCCGACCCGGUGAGC
This is a messenger RNA of Ochotona princeps (American pika), 1336 nucleotides long. It is a transcript of the gene LSP1, whose product is annotated as lymphocyte specific protein 1. The record is from RefSeq and is a predicted model, not a curated record. The transcript has 11 exons. Lineage: Eukaryota; Metazoa; Chordata; Mammalia; Lagomorpha; Ochotonidae. Gene Ontology annotation, biological process: signal transduction. Bases 16 to 1317 code for a protein of 433 amino acids. Gene Ontology annotation, molecular function: actin binding.